UUCUCACCUGACUUUCUUCUCGGUAGCAAUGAGGCACUCUGGAAGUACCAGGUUUGGCCUUUGUGGUAACCUCCCUGCCGCUGUGGACAUGCCAGACGAGAGCAUGUGGGAUGAGACCACAUGCAAUAUGGCCAUUUGUCAGCACCCACAGUGCUGGGCUGCCAUUUGCCGCAUUGAAAGGGGCCACCCACGUCUCCUUGAAGGUCCCUGCAAAACUCUGGAAUUUGAAGACAAAUUCCCGACCCUCACCAUUGUGAAUCUCUCGGAUGACUGCAUCCCAGCCUGCAGACUUGCUUGCCACCCCCAGCUCCCCAGAAUUGCAAUCCACAAGCCUCGCUCUUUACGGCCACGGGGUCCUACAAUUGGCUCCAAAUUUUCAGUCAGCUUCCUGUACUGAAUUUGAACAAUACACAGCUUCCCUGUUCUCAAGAUGAUGAACAUAUGGUUGUAAUCUGGAUUCCAGAAGCAUCUACCAAUAAAGUCAUGCCCACCAAGCGGAAGCAGCUUGUUCACAACCAGAAAAAAGGGAGGAGCCCACCAGUGCCACUGAGACCCGUGCCUACACCUCAGCAUGCCAUCACACCUCCUCCUACUCCAGAGUACUUCUUUAAGCAAGACAUCCAAGGACAUGUCUCUGUAUAUAAGCAGUUUGAUGUGGGAUCUUUGGAGCUAUCACCAGAGUAAGUUGUUGGGAGAGGUGGGACCAAGGUUUUUCUUCCUAGGAGAAGAGCCUGGGCUCUGUGUGCUUAGACUGGUCAUAUGGCUCCAUGUGUGAAGCUUCCAUGUGUGAAGCCCUGGGCACCAUCCUUGGCACUGUCAAGCAAAUAGCAUUCUCAGUAGAGCCAUCUUCUGAGUAAGGAGGGGAGAAAACUGACACUUUCCUAUUCUCUUGGCUACUGAGACUUAUCAACAGGCUGGAUGGCAGUGAUAACCACUGUUCUUAUAGGCCUCUAUGACUUACAGAGGUUACUUUCUCUUAUUCAGACUUGCCCUGGGAGGGGAACUAUUCCUCACUUCAUAGAGAGAUGCUUAUUGAGUAGUGGUCAGAUGACUCUUAGAGGUAGUACAGGGGUUGUAUCACUGACCCCAGCUCAUCCCUGGCAUUUCGUAUCAUCUCCCAAACACUGCCAGGAUCUCUCCUGAGCUGCUUCUAGGCUUGUAGGGACAUGAUAAUUGAGUUAAUCAUUGAUCACUUAGCCUCUUUCUACUUAAUUUUCCUCCUUUGCAAAAGUAAAGUCGCUGUCCUUGAGGGUGGUGGAGGAGUCAGUGGGAGAGUGCGCAGGAACAUGGCAGUCAUCUACAUAUUCAGUCUUCAUCCAAGUGGAACCAGAAAAGUAGCAUGAAUGAACAUCCAU
Suncus etruscus (white-toothed pygmy shrew) is the source of this 1355-nucleotide messenger RNA. It is a transcript of the gene C1H9orf43, whose product is annotated as chromosome 1 C9orf43 homolog. The record is from RefSeq and is a predicted model, not a curated record. The transcript has 6 exons. Lineage: Eukaryota; Metazoa; Chordata; Mammalia; Eulipotyphla; Soricidae. The coding region runs from base 29 to 397 and encodes 122 amino acids.